AUAAAUCAGCAGUGGCCUUUAAUACAGACACAUUCCGUGAAUAAAGUAGUCAGUCAAUUUCUCCUAAAGUCGAAGGCAGGGUAAUCACGAAGUUAAGCUUUAAAAACAUUUCUUUGUCGGUAAUUUGUUUGAUUUAAUUCAUAUAACUUGGUGCGGGUUAUAUAGUGGUGCCCGGAGCAGUCUCGGAAGAGAACAGCAGUUUACGAUAGGUAGCGAGGCACUGGAAGUGGUAAGAGAAUACAUAUACUUAGGGAAGGUAGUGACUCCAGAUCCGGAUCAUGAGACUGAAAUAAUCAGAAGAAUAAGAAUGGGCAGGGGGGCGUUUGGCAGGCAGUGUCAGAUCAUGAACAGCAGGUUUUCAUUAUCCCUCAAGAGAAAAGCGUAUAGCAACUGUCUCUUACCAGUACUCACGUACAGGUCAGAAACCUGGAGGCUUACGAAAAGGGUUCUACUUAAAUUGAGGAUGACGCAACGAGCUAUGGAAAGAAGAAUGAUAGGUGUAACGUUAAGGGAUAAGAAAAAAAACAGAUUAGGUGAGGGAACAAACGCGAGUUAAAGACAUCUUAGUUGAAAUCAAGAAAGAGAAAUGGGCAUAGGCAGGACAUGUAAUGAGGAGGGAGGAUAACCGAUGGUCAUUAAGGGUUACGGACUGGAUUCCAAGGGAAGGGAACCGUAGCAGGGGACGGCAGAAAGUUAGGUGGGCGGAUGAGAUUAAGAAGUUUGCAGGGACAACGUGGCCAUAAUUAGUACAUGAUCGGGGUAGUUGGAGAAGUAUGGGAGAGGCCUUUGAAGUUAAGCUGGGGGGCACGCCACCGCAUCGCAACUCGUCAUGCAGACGCCCUUUUUUCAUCUGCUGCAGGCAAUCUGGAUAUGGGGCCCCGCCACUUCAUGCUCCAACACCGAAAGCUCAGGCUUUUUUGGGCCACAUGACGUCAACGAAAUUGCUUGGCUGCCAGCUGGCGACGACUACAUCGACAACGACCACAUCGACCUGCAUCCGCUGCUUCCAGCGGUGGACCAAUCUGCCAUCUGGCAACCUGGCACAAGCGCGGGAAUCCGGCACCUACAUAAGCCGCUGUACCACUGGAGUCAUUUGGGGCACGCCACCGCAUCGCAACUCGUCAUGCAGACGCCCUUUUUUCAUCUGCUUCAGGCAAUCUGGAUAUGGGGCCCCGUCACUUCAUGCUCCAACACCGAAAGCUCAGGCUUUUUUGGGCCACAUGACGUCAACGAAAUUGCUUGGCUGCCAGCUGGCGACGACUACAUCGACAACGACCACAUCGACCUGCAUCCGCUGCUUCCAGCGGUGGACCAAUCUGCCAUCUGGCAACCUGGCACAAGCGCGGGAAUCCGGCACCUACAUAAGCCGCUGUACCACUGGAGUCAUUUGGGGCACGCCACCGCAUCGCAACUCGUCAUGCAGACGCCCUUUUUUCAUCUGCUUCAGGUUGUGUCCACCUCUUUGAAUAUUCCAGCUCAAGGAAAUGAAAUAUGCUAUCUGCCACAGUUGGUCGAACAUGGGCCCACCCGAAUCCCCGGAAUAAAGUUUGGCAACAGCGAGACCAGUUUCCUUGACUCGCCGCUUCUAAGGAACCUUCAUCAAUGGACACUUGUCGGGAGCAGCUGGCAGGGCUAGAUUCAACGCUGUCUCCAAGCGACUUGCUUGGAAAUUGCACCGGUUCACCCGGGCUUCUCAACGACAGCUGCUGUCUUUUAGCAGCGGAGGAAUCAGGGGAUGGCUGGAUAUUCGAUCGCCUCGAUGUCAAGGUCAUCCUUGUCAUCGCUUACAGUACGGUCUUCUGUUGCUGCUUCUUCGGCAACCUGCUGGUCAUCGGAGUCGUGAUCAUGAACCGGCGUAUGCGGACAACCACCAACUUCUUUCUGACCAAUCUGGCGGUGGCCGACCUGUGCGUGGCCAUGUUCUGCGUGUACCAGAACCUGUUCUUCUACCUGACCCCACAGUGGGUAUUUGGAGACUUCCUGUGCCGCAUGUACUUCUUUGUGCAUGGGCUCAGCUACACGGCAUCGAUUCUUAUACUCACCGUAAUCUGCGCGGAGAGGUACCUGGCCAUUGUGCAUCCAAUGUUGAACAAGCAGGUGGUGACGAUGACGCGGCUUCGCGUGACCAUUGUCACGGUCUGGUUCGUGAGUGCUGCUUACUGCAGCCCUCGAAUCGUGAUGUACGGCACCGUGGAAGCAGUAGUGGACGACAAGCGAGAAGCCCUCUGUGUGCUCCAGAGGGCGCUGUACGACUCGAAGACGUACGACCUGGCAAAUUUCGUCGUCUGCUUCCUCGUGCCUUUGAUAAUCAUUAGCGUCCUGUACGCCAUCAUUUGCUACCAGCUAUGGCACAGUCAAGCCAUCGUGUCGCAACCACAAAACCACAUCGCCGCCCAGAUGAACCACCAGGUUGUACUAAACUCCACACUGAGUCAUCAAAAGUCACACCCACAGCAACGGAUAGUGGGAACACCGCCAACACGUCGGCGGUCUUGCUCGGAGGAAGAUUCCGAGUCACCACCUCCGGUUGACUCGAAACUAGAGUACGCUCAAACUUUUGUAACGGCCUCCAGCAAUACCAAUGAGCCUUGUUCAACGACGACAAUUGCGUUGACCAUGCCCUAUUCAAAUCCCACACAGAGGAUCGCCGGUGGCCAACAGCUGAACAGAGUGACAUCUGGCUGCAGCCGCUGCGGAAACGUGGAAGCUCCAACGACGCCGAAGGCUCCCGUCAAGACGUUUUAUUACGCCAACAGCGCCGCAGCGUCGGCGCUGAGGCCGCGGCGCAAAGUAGUCCGCCUUCUGGUGGCCGUUGUCUUCAGCUUCGCCUUGUGCAACUUGCCUUUUCACGCACGCAAACUCUGGCAACAUUGGUCCCCUGAAUACAACGGAUCCAGUCCAGGAGCCGCCAUCUUGACCGUGGUGACGAACCUUGUGUUAUAUAUGAACUCGGGACUCAACCCAUUUCUCUACGCUUUGUUUUCUAAGAACUUCCGGCAGUGCAUGGCCGACGUGUUAUUCUGCCGGAACCAAAGGUUCCGGUCGAAGAACCGAUCCUCGUUCCAAGCCAUGUCCAAGUCUCUCAACUCGAAUGUGAGCCUUGGAACGCCUCAGACUGCUCGCCUGGUUCGUGCGCAUCGCAAAGAAAUGGAGCAGCAACACCUGUGACUGCCGCAACAACCUCCUCAUGUCAAUGUUGCGAAUAUUAUUUUCUCACUAUAAAUAUUGUUCAAUGCGCUGUAUGAAACUGGCUAACCGUGCGGCGAUUUACUUAGUCUUUUGAAAGGUCGCCAAACAGUUCGCACUUUGGCGGCCUUGCAAACGAAGAAAUAAAUCGCCGCACGAAUCGCUUUUGAAAUAUUACCUUUUUGUGCCGUGAUCGUGAAUGCCGAGUAGGUCACUACAGGGUAUGCACUGAACGCAGAAAUCACGUUGAUUCUGUGCUUUUCACGAGGCUGCAAAUUCGGCAUCACAUUGUACUAAAAUGUAGGUCCUAAGCCUUGAUGUUUUUCAGCAGUGGUUCAGUAAUGUAAAGAAACAUCGGAGAAAGCAGGCGUUUUUCUGCCUAUAUCAUUGUGGGCCAUUUAUUGACAGGCAAACUGACAUUGUGGCAGUAAAACAUCGGUUUUAACGAGUUGGCUUAUGGCUAUUCAAAAGGUGCAGCGAGAUUGGAACGGAGGCAAAGAAACACAAACGACAACACAAGCGUUGACUAAUAACUGAUUUUAUUUGCAUCGAAACCGGUAUAUUUAUGCGCAAAAAGGCUUACCGUGUAGCAUCGCAAUUAGCACAGAUAUGGUCACACAUGAUAAACCGAAAACAAGAUUCCGCAAACGUUUAAAAACACUUUACUAAAUUCAUAGACACAGUAAGAACAAGAUAUGGUAAUCGAACAUAUUCUGCUAUCACCACGUAUCUCUAUUCUUCGUCCUAAGGCGAAGUCACUAUGCAUAAGAAAAUAUGAUAAUGUAAACAAGGAGCAUGUGCACAGAACAAGGUAUCCACGCACUUGGUUUGAGCAGGCUUUUGUAACGAAAAAAAAACAUUUCAAAGGGGGUGAAACUUUUUAGACCUAAACAAAUCCUUCAAACAAAACCUUGUUAUGCAUAGUGACUUCGCCUUAGGCCGAAACAUUGCGAUACGUGGCAAUAGUAGACUGUGUUCGAUGACCAUAUGUUGUUCUUACUGUUUUUAUAAACUUAGUAACCUGUUGGUAAACGUUUGCGGUAUCUUGUUUUUGUUUGAUCAUGUGUGACCAUAUCUGUUCCAAUUGCGAUGCUACACGGUAAGCUUUUUUGCGCAUAGACAGGUCGGUUUCGGUGCAAAUAAAACCAGUUCUAAGUCAGCGCUUGUGUCGUGGUUUGUGCUUCUUUGUCUCCAUCCCAGUCGCUCUGCGCCUUUUGAAUGACCUUGUGGACCUAGUUGAAAUUUUGCGUAAAACAGAGUAGUGGCGAGUGCCUCUCAGUGAGGUGCAGACGUCUCAGGGGAGUAAUAUGUCGUCUUCUUCGAUUAUAAUGGUGAGACGCCGCUGGCCACGUCUUUCUCGCGUGCGAUCGUUCAGUGUUACCGAGUUCUGUGGUCACUCAGCUGUGUCGCCAUAAAUGUUCUUAAGAAGCAAGAAACGUCCAAUUCCUACUUUGAUGUGGGUGCACAGCUUUGAAAAAGCUUUCUCUGACUCGUGUUGCUACAAUUUUUUUUUUGUAGAAUAUGGACACUUCUCAGGGAUUUUUUCACAUCUUGAGAAUGUGUACCAAUAUUUCAAAUAAUAAAAUAAAAAGAACUCCUGCUGGAGAUUCUCAUUGGCCGCUCUGUCCUGGAAAUGGCACCGGAACUUAUAUACGCGGACAGUGAAGUUUAAUUGAAUAUGAAUACUACUGUGCGUUGUCCGUUGCUACCGAACGUUGCUAACUCAUUGUAUUGAAGGCUAGGUGCUCGUGAUGUGCAGCCUGCCAUUGCUUUCAGCGGUCUGUGCUGAUUUUUCAGUGAAUGAUUACACAUAUAAAGAAAGUAUUAUGUAAAUGUAUUGAAGUGCUCGACUCUGCUCUUCACUGACACGCAAAUUUCGAAACGCUCCUACUGCAUAUACAUGGCCAGGUUGCGGAAUGGCGGCCUGGUCAACGCUUGCCACCGCAUUAGCAAUUGGCAUCACCGUCUCAUCUUGCUCCAGCCACUUCACAUUUCCGACAUCCCUCGUAUAGUGGCAAUGUUGCUUGCAAGUUUUGAAUGAUCCGAAGUAACGAUCAUCGAAUUGACUUGUUCAUCGAUUGUGGCCUUAUGUCUAAAAAUUUUGAUAGCGAAGCGGUGCCAGAAUACACACAACUUCUGUAGCUUGCCUAAGUAAAUGAGAACUGUAGGUGGCGCCUUCCUACCCAAUCUAUUUACUCUGCAUCAGUGUUAUCGCUGCAUUGAUUAUUCCAAUCGCACAACUUUGUAAGUGCCAUACUGCUUUUCUAAUUGGCUUAUGCAGUCAUUAGCGUACAUCACUCGCAAGUUUCACAUUAAUUGCGCGCAGUGUUCGCUCUGCGCUUUCAAAGCGGUGACAUAUAUAUAAGCGAAUAUAGCGUAGUGAUUUUUGCGCACAUUUCAGCGGUGUUGGUUUAUGACGCCUUUUUUUCUGAUGGUAAGAUUAUCUUCAUAGCAAGCGACUAAUGAUAUGUGUGUAUACGGUGCCACUUGCAGAUCAAUUUUCGAACCAUGUAAACGUGCAACGCUUUCAAAGUGUUAAAAAAUUGUCACAAAUAGCGACAACAACAGUUCCUGUUUCCGCAUGAUAACGCAGCGUGCUACUGCGAAGGCGGUCAGAUAAGAGAUUCGUGUUUCACUCUGACAUUCAGUAGUCCGGAUUCUGCAGUGUCUCUUCAAGGCCCCCAGUGCUCACACUGGUCGAUACAUGUAGCGCAAAGAGUGCGCUAUAUCACUAUCUACAGAAAUAUGUGUUUUUUAUUGAUGUACCGUGGUAUUUGCUGCUUGGCAAUGGCUAAUAGCAACAUAGCCUCUUCAAGGGUUUCACAGUUUGUCCGCGUGUGUCGUGCUGUGCAUGAUGGUGGAUCUCUGCGAGGUUAUUAAACGAUGACCUACCUGUCUUCACAUAACGUGGUA
Molecule: messenger RNA, 6099 nt
Organism: Dermacentor albipictus
Lineage: Eukaryota; Metazoa; Arthropoda; Arachnida; Ixodida; Ixodidae
Product: trissin receptor-like
Biological process (GO): G protein-coupled receptor signaling pathway
Cellular component (GO): plasma membrane
Molecular function (GO): neuropeptide Y receptor activity
Source: RefSeq, a predicted model, not a curated record